ACAACCAGUGGGAUGUGAAAGAGGGAGGAUCCUACAGUUGUAAGGUUCUGAUUGGGACAUGGCUGAUCAGUUAAGCCAAUAAGCAGGAUUGGGAGCUCUUUAAUAAGUCCAGUUCCUAGUAUGUGGACUCCUGGAUUCCAGAUUCUGCAGCUUGUUUAGUUUAUAGAUUGAUUCUCCGGCCUCAUCAUGUCAGCCCACCUUACUGAUCUGGAAAAAUGCAUGCAAACGAUGAUUGCUGUUUUCCACAAGUAUUCAGGCCAGGAGGAAAACCAAAACAAAUACACACUGAGCAACAGAGAACUGAAGGACCUGUUGGACAAGGAACUAAGCAGUUUCAUGAAGGGAGCCACUGAUCCUGAAGGUUUGAAGGCAAUUACGAAAAAACUAGAUAUCAAUCAAGACGGAGAGGUGAAUUUUGAAGAGUUUGCAGUCAUGCUCGCCUCAAUCACUAUCGUGUGUAAUGAAUUUUUUGUUCAGCACCUUAAACAAAGCAAAUAAAGGACAGAAAAUGCUGGCUGUAUCUAGCUCUGGAUAUAAAGAUGUAUACUGCUUUACUUAAAUAAAAAAACAAAGACCAAA
Molecule: messenger RNA, 579 nt
Organism: Carcharodon carcharias (great white shark)
Lineage: Eukaryota; Metazoa; Chordata; Chondrichthyes; Lamniformes; Lamnidae
Product: protein S100-A1-like
Exons: 3
Coding region: 187-498 (103 amino acids)
Molecular function (GO): calcium ion binding; transition metal ion binding
Source: RefSeq, a predicted model, not a curated record